UUUUCCUUUUCCCGCACUAGGAUAAUAGCCUAUAUCAACCUAACCAUAGUUCUCAUUCAGAUAAAUAUUAAACAUCGGCUUAUGGGUGCCAACUCCCUCAUAAAGAAGCUCCAGACCAAGCUUUGUUUCAACAAUGGAUAAUUUGUUUAGACAAACAAGGGUGCGAUUUUCAGGAUUCGGGCAGGAGAAGAAAGAGGAGUCUGGUAGCAGCAGAGACCAAAAAAUUUCACCCCAGAAAACUGUAACUUUUAAAGAUAGAAAGAAAGAUCAGAACUGGUUCAGGAGACAAUUCAAUAGGCAAAUGAGUCAAAAUAAUGAUUCUAACGAUAUUGACCAUGCAACCGCUGUGGCAGCUGCUGCAUAUGCCAUUAGCUCACUCAAAGACUUAGGCAUCCAAUAUCAAAAAGAGGAGCCUGGAACCUCUAAGAUAACAAGCAAGAGCAAGAAAGAAGAGGCAACAAUUUCGAUCCAGGAACCUGGUAGAGCUUCAAAAAGAUUUUCCGGUCAAGGUACAAUGAAAAGUUCAGAAUACCCAGCCAGCAUGGUGCCAGCAACUUCCGCUACUGAUACAAAAAAACCUGAAAAAACCUUGCUUCCAGCCCCAUCAUUUAGAAAGACUGCAUCAGCGCUUGAUAUGGAACUGAGCGGCGAUUCGAAAGUUGGAAGAACAGCAUCAAAACCUGAGGUAGGUGCCAAACCGCCAAACGAUAGGCAGUUGAGCCGAAGAUUUGAAACUGAAACUUCAACAUCAAAACCUAAUUUGGCCACCACCGAGAAGCCUGCAUCCCUGCCUCCUCCACCUCAACCAAAGAGACAGAGUUCAACAGGGCCUGGAAUGAGGAAAACUCAAGCGGACGCCUGGGAAGAAGCUGAGAUGGCGAGAAUUAAAGAAAGGUAUGAGAAGCAAAUAGCGACUAUACUUGACUGGGAGCAGAAAAAGAAGGCAAAAGCCAAACGCCAUGCAGAAAAAUCAGAGAGAAAAUUGGAGGAAAAAAGAGCAAAAGACACAAAAAAGAACCGCAACGAGAUGCAAUAUAUAGAUCAAGUUGCAGGGGGUGCAAGGGCAAAGGCAGAAAAAAAGAAGAUGAACGACGAAUUAAAGAUCAAAGAAAAGGCUAAUACAAUCAGGAGAACAGGGGUCCUUCCAAAAACAUGUUUCUGCUUCUGAAUUUUAAAUACUAUGUAAUUUGAGAUACUUUCAACUGUGAAAAUAAACGAACCAGUUAUUUCUUUACAGCACUUUACUCAAAAUGAAACAAUAGUCAGAUGAAAUUUGUUGUGUGA
Humulus lupulus (European hop) is the source of this 1284-nucleotide messenger RNA. RefSeq lists its product as uncharacterized. NCBI's taxonomy places the organism in Eukaryota, Viridiplantae, Streptophyta, Magnoliopsida, Rosales, Cannabaceae. The transcript has 6 exons. The coding region runs from base 134 to 1168 and encodes 344 amino acids. The record is from RefSeq and is a predicted model, not a curated record.